CACAUUGUGUCCUAUCUAACACCUCUCUCCUUUGAUUUGUCUCCCCAGAAUCAAGGCUGUCCCACGUGGAGGAGCCACCCCUAGGUCAGAAAGAUGGGGGAAAUGGAACAGAUGAAGCAGGAGGCUGAGCAGCUGAAGAAGCAGAUUGCGGAUGCCCGGAAAGCCUGUGCAGACACAACGCUUGCUCAGAUUGUGUCUGGAAUGGAGGUUGUAGGACGCAUCCAGAUGCGGACCCGAAGGACUCUGCGGGGACACCUGGCCAAGAUCUACGCCUUGCACUGGUCCACAGACUCCAAACUUAUGGUCAGUGCCUCACAAGAYGGGAAACUGAUUGUGUGGGACACAUACACAACUAACAAGGUUCAUGCCAUCCCUUUGCGCUCCUCCUGGGUCAUGACCUGUGCCUAUGCCCCCUCUGGCAAUUUUGUGGCCUGUGGAGGCCUUGACAACGUGUGCUCCAUCUACAACCUCAAGUCUCGUGAAGGCAAUGUCAAAGUGAGCAGGGAGCUCUCAGCCCAUACAGGAUACCUCUCCUGCUGCCGAUUUCUUGAUGACAACAAUAUUGUGACUAGCUCUGGAGAUACCACAUGCGCGCUCUGGGACAUCGAGACAGGGCAGCAGAAGACCGUGUUUCUGGGUCACACUGGAGACUGUAUGAGCUUGGCCGUCUCCCCAGACUUCAAACUCUUCAUCUCUGGGGCUUGUGAUGCUACUGCCAAACUGUGGGACGUGCGGGAGGGCUCCUGCCGCCAGACCUUCCAAGGGCACGAGUCCGACAUCAACGCCAUCUCCUUCUUCCCUAACGGCGAAGCCAUCUGCACCGGCUCCGACGAUGCCACCUGCCGCCUCUUCGACCUGCGGGCGGACCAGGAGCUCAUCGUGUACUCCCACGAGAGCAUCAUCUGCGGAAUCACCUCCGUGGCCCUCUCCAAAAGCGGGCGGCUCUUGCUUGCUGGCUAUGACGACUUCAACUGCAACAUCUGGGACUCACUGAAAGCAGAGCGUGUGGGGAUCCUUUCUGGCCACGACAACAGAGUGAGCUGCCUGGGGGUGACAGCGGAUGGCAUGGCUGUUGCCACUGGCUCCUGGGACAGCUUCCUCAAGAUUUGGAACUGAGGAGGCAGCAGAGAGGGGAAGAGCAGCGGAA
Molecule: messenger RNA, 1147 nt
Organism: Malurus melanocephalus (red-backed fairy wren)
Lineage: Eukaryota; Metazoa; Chordata; Aves; Passeriformes; Maluridae
Gene: GNB3
Product: G protein subunit beta 3
Exons: 9
Coding region: 94-1116 (340 amino acids)
Biological process (GO): G protein-coupled receptor signaling pathway
Cellular component (GO): cytoplasm; heterotrimeric G-protein complex
Molecular function (GO): protein binding; signaling receptor complex adaptor activity
Source: RefSeq, a predicted model, not a curated record